AUGGGUAUAAAAGCUUCAUCCCGCCGCUAUCAUCUGCCAGUCUGUCUUUCUAACCAUCGCAUUCAUCUGAUCAAACACACACACCUCCACAUCGGCAUACUACUGACGGACCCGGUUCCCGCUGUUCUCCACCAGACUCCCAAACUACACAAGAUGCGCUUCACACUCGUCUCGCUGCUCUCCCUGUCCGCGCUCGCCCUCGCCGCGCCGGCGCCCGAGCCCGCGCCCCAGGGCAACGUCGCGCCCACGUGUAGUGAGGCCGGCGACUGUGCGUCCUUCUGCACUCAACCAUGCACGCGGCCGUUCUGCGGCCUCUCGGCCUUUGGUACGACGUGCUGA
This is a messenger RNA of Colletotrichum higginsianum IMI 349063, 339 nucleotides long. RefSeq lists its product as uncharacterized. Bases 1 to 339 code for a protein of 112 amino acids. NCBI's taxonomy places the organism in Eukaryota, Fungi, Ascomycota, Sordariomycetes, Glomerellales, Glomerellaceae. The record is from RefSeq and is a predicted model, not a curated record. The transcript is spliced from 2 exons.